Molecule: messenger RNA, 684 nt
Organism: Symbiodinium natans
Lineage: Eukaryota; Dinophyceae; Suessiales; Symbiodiniaceae
Source: the annotation of a GenBank genome assembly
AUGAUGUCGUCAACGCCUCCCAGCGGCCCACCAAGUCCGACCCUCUUCGUAACGGGCCUCCCCGUCGAUUGCACCAACGAGUUUUGCAUGUCGAUCUUCGGCCAGUACGGCAUCGUGAAGGAUGCCAGGAUGCUCCCAGUGUUGCCGGGCAAAACGGCAGCCGCAGCUGUUGUGGAGAUGAACACGGCAGAUGAUGCGAAGUGGAUCGUGGAGCACGUCAACGGCAACGUCCCGCAGAGCCUGACCACCCCUGUCACCGUGACCUUCAAAUUCAAAGGAAAAGGCUUCGGCAAGGGCAAAAAUCCCCUACUGGAGGGGGGUCUUGCGCCCGGCUUGGAUCUCUCUGCCCUCAGUGGUGCCCUUGCGGCCGCAGGAAAAGGCGGCGACGAGGGAGGGAAAGGCAUGCCGGGUGCAAAUCCAGCUGUGGCGGGCUUGUUGCAGCUCCUGGUUCCCUUGGUGGGCGCCGUGGCAGGGAUGAAUGGAGGCGGCAAGGGCGGUUGGUAUCCACCCAGGCCACCCCCUGGCAUGCAGAUUUGCAGGUACUACGAAGCAGGAAUGGCGUGCCCCAGAGAUGGCUGCACAUUUUGGCACGGCGAUGGCUCGGAUGGCAAGGGCGCGGGGAAGGGGCCAGACCCGAGCAUGGGCCAAGCUAUGUUGGGCAACGGCGCACCAGGCUACAUGUAA